AUGGCUGCCGUGGGAGGUCGUUGCUCUAACAACUGGGGCGCGGACUGUAUCUGUCUGGACCAAGACGUCUGCAGCGGUCAAUAUGGUGGUCAGCCAUACACAGGCAGCCCUGGAAAUUACCCUUGCCCCUCUGACCCAGCCAAUGUCAUGGCCUGUGUGAUCAACCCCUGCCCAAACGUUGGUGGCGACACGGGCUGUCGCUGGAAUGAUCCUGGUGUAUGCGGGAGUGUUCUCUCUGGUAAAUGA
Messenger RNA from Penicillium subrubescens, 246 nucleotides. RefSeq lists its product as uncharacterized. The transcript has a single exon. NCBI's taxonomy places the organism in Eukaryota, Fungi, Ascomycota, Eurotiomycetes, Eurotiales, Aspergillaceae. The coding region runs from base 1 to 246 and encodes 81 amino acids. The record is from RefSeq and is a predicted model, not a curated record.